AUGUCCGCCCCGCAGCCAUCCACCCCCCUAGAUCAAGCCACUCUCCGCGGGCUGAUGCUCUUGUCCGAAAAAGUGGAACGGCCUUCCGGCCAGGCCUGGGAAGAUGCCAUCCAUUAUUCCCGCGCGGUAAUCAUCUCCCCGCAAGAUACCGUCCGCAGGGCCACAUCUGUCUGGGCUCGUUCUUGUUCGGAUUUGCACAAAACGCUAUUGGGCAGAUUCGGGCCAGCGGUGAUUGAGGCCGCGCGUGUUGGAUGCCAGACCGUCUUGUCGACGCAUUACAAUGGGGACGGGUCCGGCGUGGCACAUGUGGAUAAGAGAGCCAGCUUCAAGCGACACUGGCAGGACCUUCAAUUGGGAAGUGCCUUUUAUCCUCCUUCGAGCCCGCUGGCGGUGGGCUGUUACGAGUCCGGGACGAUGGUUUGCUCCCUGGUAUUGUCAGCAUGGAUGCCCGCUGAAGCGGCUGUGAAAUUCGCGAGCCUUUCUCAUCUGUCUGUUUGCGAUGACUUCGGGAGCUUCACUUCAAAGGAUGCAGAGGUUCGAGUCCGCAUGGUUGCUCUGGCUAUUGGGGCUGCCUAUGAAGGAAACGAAAAGGUCGUCCACUCGAUCCUGGAUGGGACGGCUUUGCAGGCGGUGGGAACCGCGGACACGCUCACGGUGGCAGCGGCCAUGGCGUGGAGGGCCGUUGGUGGCUGUGCCACGGUUUACAGCGGGUAUGUAUUUGCUAAUGAUUCUAUCGAGCAGGGUUUGGUAGCACCUGAAGUCAUGAUGGCGGUUCAUGACCUUCUCGAUUGGAGGAGUGAUACAGCAGCUGGGAACCACGAGAAUGCAAUCUCAGCUGUCUGUGGAAUGGGGGUAGCAGAUCCAUUCCACACCUUUGUCGAGGCAUUGUUGGAGAGGGCUCUAUUUAAGUCUUUGUCGGGGGCGUACGGGGUUGGUGCAACUACACUCAUGCACUUUACGGCGGCUCGCUAUGCUGCGUAUGAGUACCGUGGUACUCACGGACCCCCGUGCCUAAAUUGCAUUCAACGUUUACGGGAAGUGACACUCGGCGCAGGACUGAAGUGGUCUCCGACGCCUCCGCCGAGCAGCUUCGAAGAGGGCCACCGCAUACGCCAACUGGGUCAGCGUUGGGUGGAUUACUAUGAAGACCAUGGGCUCGUUCAGGAGGGACUGGGCUGGUUUCAGUACCUUGUGGAAACGGGCAAGAUUGGGCUCUUUGAUGUGAUUGAGAAGGGUGUUGUUCCUGUUGAUAUGACUGCUGGCUGGGUGUGA
Messenger RNA from Aspergillus sclerotioniger CBS 115572, 1272 nucleotides. RefSeq lists its product as uncharacterized. NCBI's taxonomy places the organism in Eukaryota, Fungi, Ascomycota, Eurotiomycetes, Eurotiales, Aspergillaceae. The record is from RefSeq and is a predicted model, not a curated record. The transcript has a single exon. Bases 1 to 1272 code for a protein of 423 amino acids.